Messenger RNA from Anoplophora glabripennis (Asian longhorned beetle), 1032 nucleotides. RefSeq lists its product as uncharacterized. The transcript has 3 exons. Lineage: Eukaryota; Metazoa; Arthropoda; Insecta; Coleoptera; Cerambycidae. The record is from RefSeq and is a predicted model, not a curated record. The annotation marks the transcript as partial. Gene Ontology annotation, molecular function: catalytic activity.
AUGGUGGCUUACUGGUUCUGCACGGAUGACCUGGUGGCGGCCGAAGUGACUUAUGUAUCGGAGGGAACGCAGAGACAACUGGUAGUUUGCUCAGCGUACCUCCCUUACGAUAAGAAAGAAUCUCCUCCAACCAGGGAACUGAGGGACCUGGUGGCCUGGUGCGAGAAGGAGAAGAAACAACUCAUCGUGGGAUGUGAUGCUAACUCACACCAUACGGUGUGGGGAAGCAGCGAUGUCAACGAUCGAGGUGAGUCUUUACUAGAUUUUCUUUUUAGUUAUAAUCUAGAGAUUUUGAAUGUCGGGAACGAGCCCACCUUUGUUAUAAAAAAUAGAAGUGAAGUCAUCGAUAUAACAGUGGGAUCGGGACCGAUAUGUAAUAAUAUUGCGAGGUGGCAUGUGUCGAAUGAGCCGUCAAUGUCGGAUCAUAGACAUAUCCACUUUGAAAUUAUAACGGAUUAUAAUCCGCAAGUAAGAACCUACAGAGACCCAAAAAGAACUGACUGGGACUCCUAUAGAACGGAGUUACAGGCCAGGACUAGGGAAAUCUGUACAAAACUAAGGAACACAUAUGAUCUUGAGAGGGCCGUGGAGGAACUCCAAAACGCCGUCACAAGAUCAUAUGAAUACAGCUGUCCUAUCAAAGUGAGGUCCGAUAAGCACACCGUACCCUGGUGGAGCAAGGAACUCACGCAGUUGAGGGGACAGACAAGAAAACUAUUUAAUAGAGCAAAGCGGACAGGAGAGUGGGAGACUUAUAGAGCAACCCUCACUGAGUAUAAUAAAGAAAUUAGGAAAGCGAAGAGACUCAUGGAGGAAGUUCUAUUUCUCUCUAAGAAUGGAAAUACGAAACUCGGGUCUCUUAAAGCACCGAGUGGGGAAUAUACUAAAACUGGAAGGGAGACAUUGGAAUUAUUUCUAAAUACUCACUUUCCAGGCUCCAGGUUAUUAAACCAUGGAGAUGAACAUGACUGGGAUCACCAGCAGAGGGUAACGACCGGGUCUCGACAGAGCUGGGAGGUUGCCAAGACGGUG